ACCCGAGCGAGACACACGCGGCGAUUUAUCACGCACGUUCACGGUAUUUUCAAUGGCGUUCAGUGCCUUUAAAUGGGGAGGCGUCGCGGUCGGCGUUACAGCUGCUGCUGCUGCCGGCUGUUAUCUGCUUUAUCAGAAAUGGGGUAAAGCACCAAAGAGCACCGCAACUGUCGCGGUGCAGACGGAGCUGGUGGAAGACAUUCCACAGAACAUGAGACAGGCAGACAGGACACAGCUGGAAGGAAUAGCUGAGGACAUCAGACAGAUACGAAACAUUUUGGAGCGCAAUAAAGAGUUAGAAAGGGCAGAGAUAGGACAACAUAUGGAGGACAAUAGAGAGUUAGGAGGGGCACAGAUAGGACAAAAUAUGCAGGACAAUAGAGAGUUAGAAAGGGCACAGAUAGGACAAAAUAUGGAGGACAAUAGAGAGUUAGGAGGGGCAGAGAUAGGACAAAAUAUGGAGGACAAUAGAGAGUUAGAAAGGGCACAGAUAGGACAAAAUUUGCAGGACAAUAGAGAGUUAGGAGGGGCAGAGAUAGGACAAAAUAUGGAGGACAAUAGAGAGUUAGAAAGGGCACAGAUAGGACAAAAUUUGCAGGACAAUAGAGAGUUAGGAGGGGCAGAGAUAGGACAAAAUAUGGAGGACAAUAGAGAGUUAGAAAGGGCACAGAUAGGACAAAAUUUGCAGGACUUUGGAGAGUUAGAAAGAGCACUGUUUGAAACCAUUUCUGAGAGCAAUAGAGACAGAGCAAGGCCACUGGUGACCAAUUUGGAAUUCAGUAGACAGAGUGGGCAGUCCUUACAUUUAAAUUACGGCAGAUAUCGUCCCUCUUUAUUUGACCGGGCUGUGGUCUGGCUCCGCAAUGCACUGACUGGUUAACAUCCUAGCUGUGGAGGGGAGGAAGACCACAAGGAUCAUAUGAAAGAGACCAGACAAGUGUUUAAGUCCCUGCUCAGGGGCCCAACUGUGGCAACUUUGCAGCAAUGGGGCUUAAACCAGCAACCUUCUGAUUAAUAAUAAUAAUAAAAAACAGACAGCGUUUAAGUCCAUGCUCAGGGGCCCAACGGUGGCAACUUUGCAGCAAUAGGGCUUAAACCAGCAACCUUCUGAUUACUAAUACAAAAAAACAGACAGUGUUUAAGUCCUUGUUUAGGGGCCCAACUGUGGUUUAGUCUGUAAAGUUGCUUUGAGACAAUGUCUAUUGUAAAUGCUAUAAAUAAAUUGACUGCUCUAAAAGUAAA
Messenger RNA from Trichomycterus rosablanca, 1242 nucleotides. Its product is annotated as ring-infected erythrocyte surface antigen-like. The coding region runs from base 53 to 880 and encodes 275 amino acids. NCBI's taxonomy places the organism in Eukaryota, Metazoa, Chordata, Actinopteri, Siluriformes, Trichomycteridae. The record is from RefSeq and is a predicted model, not a curated record. The transcript has 2 exons.